This is a messenger RNA of Purpureocillium takamizusanense, 3759 nucleotides long. RefSeq lists its product as uncharacterized. The transcript has 8 exons. Gene Ontology annotation, molecular function: DNA-binding transcription factor activity, RNA polymerase II-specific; zinc ion binding. The coding region runs from base 234 to 2495 and encodes 753 amino acids. The record is from RefSeq and is a predicted model, not a curated record. Lineage: Eukaryota; Fungi; Ascomycota; Sordariomycetes; Hypocreales; Ophiocordycipitaceae. Gene Ontology annotation, biological process: regulation of DNA-templated transcription.
GGUUACGUCCCGCGCCAACUGUGUCGGGGAAGAACGGCUUGAGCGGAUAUUGUUUAUUUCUUUGGCCACACUACCCCGCGUCUGGUCCAGUCCCUCCAUCCCUAGGAAGUGAGGGGGAUCCACUAGCUAUCAACUCGGUCGCUUGGUGGUGCCCAUAGGAGCUCGACCACGGAGCACUUUGCGAGUUGUCGUGCGUUUGUGGCCUGUGCCAUCCUGGUCGGGGGCCCGGUGUCAUGGAAUAUCUACCUCGGACAGACUGUUUGAACCAACAUCGCGAGGCUGCGCUCCCCUCAGUUCUGCAAACCUCCUGUCAAAGCGCAAGCAUCAUGUCCGCUCGCGCGUCGAAGUCGACGCGCGACGGUUCAGCGCCGCCAUCUUUCGUUUGUCACAUCUGCGACCGCAGCUUCAGUCGCGCCGAGCACCGCGACAGGCAUCUUGCGACACACAGCUUGUUGCGGCCAUAUCGUUGCAACUUCUGCGGCCACCAGUUUCAGCGAACCGACUCGCUGCGACGUCACGUCGACAAGUGCUCAAAGAACCUACGCAGCGCCGCCGCGAACGGUGGCGAUGAGAUCCGCUCAAGGGUCAAGUCUGCCUGCGACUUGUGCCACAGCAAGAAGUUGAAGUGCGAUGGCAAGCAACCAUGUCGAAAGUGCGUCGCCAAACGACAGGACUGCACGUACCAACGCUCCGAUCGUCUCCGGCUGUUACACUCGCCCGACUCUUUAUCACCACCAAUCGACUCCAGCGAAUCGAAGCUCACAGACAUGGAGACCAUAUUGGUGAAUACAUCCGAAUCUGCCAUGGAGGAUGCCGCCUUCACAGCCUCGAACCUGUCAUCAAGCGCUGAGGUCUCCUCCGCCCUUCCCGAAGCCAUGCUGCAGGGCUGGAUGAGCGGCGUCGAUCUCGAGGCCGACGCACAAGUCAUGCAGGAGCACGGUAUGGGACUUCCGUGUCCCGAUGCAAUGAACCCUGAUUGUAUGGGUGAUUUGACCGCUCUCGACUUCCCAGACCCUUUGGUCUGGAUGAGCACCACGUUUCUCCCUGGAUUAGAGGACGAGUAUUUCGCGCUGAAUGGAGCCAUGUUGGCUAGCCCUGAUUAUCAAUUCCCGGACGAGGCCGGCCUCGACUACCUGGCGCAGAUGCUGCAGCUCGACAUACCGGGCUCCAAGUUUGACGAACAGACCGCUCGGUGGCUGCGAAUGCCGCUAGUCCCCCGCAAGUACGACUUGGAAGUACUAAAUUCGCUGCUCAACAUCUUCCUCAGGCACGUCUCGGAAACAUUCACGUCCUUCAAGGGCUUUGCCAUUACCUCACACACUCAACCCGAGCAGAUUCUGGCCAUGGCCGCUGUAGGAUCCCUUUUUGUCAACUUGAAGGGCAGUCCUCGCAUCUCUAGGGUACUUUUUACGGAUUCCCAUCGGCUGCUGAACAAUUCUGCUGCUGGCUCCCUUAAGCAUUCACGGCCCGCUGCCAUGAGUCUCGUACAAGCUUUCCUGGCGGCCGAAUUGUUUGGCAUCUGUGGAGGGCAUCCGCGAUCUCGAGAACUCAGCGAGGCAUUUCAUCAGAGCUUGCUCCAGGCACUCUGUAUGCAUGGGUUGCUCUCCGCAGACGAUGCUGAGGGAAAUGAGAAGACACAACAAGAAAGGCUGGUGGCGGAUAUCCUGCUGCUAGAAAGCUAUAGGACUUCGCUGUUUCAACUAAAGCCAAUAUUGACGCCGGCAUACCUCGCACACACCAGCUGGGGCGACGCGGCAUCUGCAGACUCCUACAGCGCUCAGCCGCUCAACUACAUACAGCAACAAGCCUUUCUUCUCGCGAAUCAACUGGAGCCUAAAAAGGAACUCACCCUGCAAAAACUCAUAUUGCUGUCUACCAGCUCAUGGCUAGGUGGUGGCAAUUGGGUCGGCAGCUCGUACGAGGCCACGAAUCGAGACUACGACCCGGCCAUCAUACACGCCUCGGUCGACGCCCUUAUACAAAACCCUUGCUCGACGACCAAUAUCUCGGCACGCCUGUUUGGCCACAUGAUCAUCGUCGCACUCCAUGCGCCCCUCUCUGAUCUCAGCGAGGCCGCGUACUCGGCAACCAUGCAACGAGAGGCCACGCCAACCAUGGUCGGCCGCAUCAAAAGCUGGCGCCACUCUUUCGAUGUCGAGACUGCCCUCGAACACGCAUUGCAAAUCAUGGAUGUGGUGACAAUGAUCCCGCUCAUUGAUCUCACGGCCCCUGCAAAGAGGUCAGGAUAUGUUGAGGCGCCCCAUGAUGCGCUCUGCAUCUUCAACGCUGGUCUUGUCAUUUGGGCCAGCAAGCAUACCAGCUUUAGACAGACGGCUGAAAGGAGUUCUGGUUCACGAUCACGGCUGGGGCAGGCAGUCAUAGUUCUUAAGAAGAUGCGCCUGCUGCUGGCGCGGAAUCUCGGCCAGGUGUUGCAGAAACUCGUCCAGGUCGAGAGUCUGAAGCGUGCAGGCGGAAGCACGGCGUCGGCCUCAUGACACCCGCUCCGUGCGAUGAGUUCGGCCGUGCAACUCCUUCAUCGAUUGGACACAUCGAAAUCUACACUUCGGCAAGGGCACUCCGGUUUUAGCUUCAUUGGCAGUAUGCAAGACCCCUCAUGGAACAAUCAUCAGUUGGGCAUUGCAAGGUCCCGAGUCCCGGCCUGGUGUUCCAAGCAAGGCUACUGCUACUUCGUGCUACGCACCACGGUCGUUCGACAUCACACGGUUUCGUUAUAUUAAUGAACAUCCAUGGCGCAGGCAGACCGACUCACUCGCAAUAAGAAGACCAUCAUUCCAGCCGAUAGCCGCCCGAAAAGUCCCUCAUUCCCAUUUCGGUCUUCAAGGUGCCGACUGUGUUCCCAAGGUUGGGCAACUCGGCGAUGCGGCUCACGAUGUGAUGAAUGGUGGGAAGCUUGCUCGGGCCCAGUGGGAUGAACUCCACGCCCGCUUCCUCGGCUACCAGCAUUACCGGCUUGUCCCUGCUCGCGUGUCUCUCUGACAUGUCCUUCCCAAACGGUUUCGGAAUGAAUACAUCAUAAUCGGCGUCUGCCUCAUGGAACCGACCAGAAAUGCCCGGGACGUGUUUAUGGAGGAAGAUACCAUCUUCUGGCGGCGUGGCAGUGUUAGAAGAGUCGUCCGCCGCUUCUGUACCCUUCUCUUGGAGACCACGCAACCAAAAGGAUGCCCACUUGGCACCGCGCCAUGACAGAGACACCUCCAUGAUUCCCGCCGAGGGCUGCUGGACGUCAAUCUCCGAAAACAGCUUGGGCCAUCCAAGAUCCUCCCGACCGGCGAUUAUGGGGUCGGCACAAUCUUCGAAGGUAACAGGACAAUAGAAACCGUUCAACUUUGUGCCGUCCUUCUUGGUGUACUGAACGUCGUGGAGGUAGAGGCUGAGCAGGUUAUACCCACCGCCACCCAACCAGUCCAGAUUUCGCAACUGUUGCACCACGAUGCUCAUUUGCCCAACAGAAUCGCUCUGGGAUAAGCUGUAUGCCUCGUUUGGGAAGAGGUUCUUGAGAAGCGUUGCGCUUGUCUUGAACCUGACCGUGGCAGUUGUGACUGUUGAAGGCAGUCCACCUACGGCACAUUCUUGGGGGAUGUUGCGUGGACCGGGCAUGGGCCCGAAGACAAUGGGCUGCCUCCAUCGAGCUGACUCUUCUUUCUUCCAUAGGUGCUGCCUCAGAAUCUGGGUGGAGGCAUGUAUUUCGUCGUGCGGCAGGAAGUAAUCAAGAGUAUUGUUCACUUCAAGCAGAGUGUC